Coffea eugenioides is the source of this 1479-nucleotide messenger RNA. Its product is annotated as abietadienol/abietadienal oxidase. Gene Ontology annotation, molecular function: oxidoreductase activity, acting on paired donors, with incorporation or reduction of molecular oxygen; monooxygenase activity; iron ion binding. The record is from RefSeq and is a predicted model, not a curated record. The transcript is spliced from 9 exons. Gene Ontology annotation, biological process: brassinosteroid homeostasis; sterol metabolic process; brassinosteroid biosynthetic process. Lineage: Eukaryota; Viridiplantae; Streptophyta; Magnoliopsida; Gentianales; Rubiaceae. The coding region runs from base 1 to 1479 and encodes 492 amino acids.
AUGAAAAUUGGAGCUUUUGAUCACCAUGUAUGGCCAAUUAUUUGCAGCACCUUGUUGCUCAUGGUUUUUCUAGCAAAGUUCCUGCGGAAAAAAGUUAAGAAGAAUGUGAAGAAUAGGAAGUUUCAGUUACCUCCAGGAAGAAGAGGCUGGCCAAUAAUUGGUGAUAGCAUCAAAUGGUACAAUGCAGUUGCAAGUUCUCAUCCCCCUCAGUUUGUUGAAGAGCAGGUUCAAAGGUAUGGAAAAAUAUUCUCAUGUUAUCUAUUUGGAAAAAGGGCAGUGGUAUCAGCAGAUCCGAAAUUUAACCGGUUUGUGAUGCAAAAUGAAGGCAAACUAUUCCAGUCAAGUUAUCCAAAAUCUUUCCGAGAUUUGGUAGGGAAGAAUGGGGUAAUCACUGCACAAGGAGAGCAACAGAAGAAGCUCCACUCAAUAGCAUCUAACAUGAUGCGCUUGGAGAAACUCAAGUUCCAUUUCUUGCAGGACAUACAGAGAGUCAUAAAUCAAACCUUCAACAACUUGCAUGAUAAUCAAGUCAUUUGUCUCCAGGAUAUUUGCAGGAAGGUAGCCAUUAAUUUGAUGGUCAAUCAACUUCUUGGAGUAUCCAAUGAUUCAGAAGUCAAUGAGAUGGCUCAGUUGUUCUCUGAUUUUGUGGAUGGCUGUCUUUCAAUUCCAAUCAAUCUUCCAGGCUUUGCUUACCAUAUUGCUAUGAAGGCAAGGGAAAGUAUAAUAAGCAAAAUUAACAAGACAAUAGAGACUCAUAGGCAGCAACCUUCUUCAGGAGUUGGUAAUGGUGUGCUCCAGAGAAUACUAGAGGAAGAAAGCUUACCUGAUGAUGCAGUUGCUGACUUCAUAAUCAAUCUUUUAUUUGCGGGAAAUGAGACAACAGCCAAAACCAUGCUAUUUGCUGUUUAUUUUCUUAGUCAAUGUCCCAUGGCCAUGAGACAACUCCUGGUUGAACAAGAACGGCUGAAGACUGCAAGAAACAACUUUGGUGGAGAAAUGAUGCUUACAUGGCAAGAUUAUAAAGCAAUGCCCUUUACUCAAUGUGUAAUAGACGAAACUCUUCGGUUGGGAGGAAUUGCAAUUUGGUUGAUGAGAGAAGCCAAAGAAGAUAUUCGUUACCAAGAUUAUGAUAUUCCCAAAAGAUGCUUUGUCGUUCCAUUUCUCUCUGCAGUCCAUUUAAAUGAAACAGUUUAUGAAGAAGCUCUUAAUUUCAAACCUUGGAGAUGGAUGAUUCCAGAAAAUCAGGAAAAGAGGAAUUGGAGAAACAGUGCACUUUUUGCUCCCUUCGGUGGAGGCGCUCGCUUUUGUCCUGGCGCUGAAUUGGCUCGCCUUCAAAUAGCACUCUUUCUUCAUUACUUCAUCACUACAUUUAGGUGGAAUCAACUCAAGGAGGAUAGAAUGUCUUUCUUCCCAUCAGCUCGGUUGGUAAAUGGAUUUCAAAUUCAGUUGAGGAGAAUACCGGAUGAUGACAGAAAAUGA